Messenger RNA from Cylindrotheca closterium, 594 nucleotides. Lineage: Eukaryota; Bacillariophyta; Bacillariophyceae; Bacillariales; Bacillariaceae. The record is from the annotation of a GenBank genome assembly.
AUGACCCUGGAUUUCAGUAAAAGGGGGAAAGUCAAAGUCCGAAUGGAUGACUGUGUUAAUCGAAUGUUGAAUGAAUUUCCUGUGAAGUUCAAGGAAGAUGAAGGGUGUAAGACACCGGCAAGUAAUGAUUUGUUAUUAGUUCUUACACGCGCACGUGAAUUCCCAACAAAACCAUUUCAGAACCGUCCAUAUUUGGUCCCCAAGAGUCAUGAAGCUGUCUUCAAGAAAACUAUUGAUGAAAUGGUCCAAUGGGGAAUUUUGGAAAAAUGCGGUCCAAUGGACUACUUAUCUCCCACCUUUAUUGUUCCAAAAAAGGAUGGUAGAGUUAGAUUUGUUUCCGACUUUUGGCAACUAAAUGAGAUGAUUAAACGCAAGGUUUGGCUACUGCCAAGAAUACAAGAUAUUCUAAAGAAAAGAAAUGGCUACAACUAUUUCUCAAAGCUUGACCUUUCACUGUUUUUCUACACCUUUGAAAUGGACAAAGCGUACAAGGACCUUUGUGGCAUUGUCACACCCUUUGGCAACUAUCGUUACACGCGUCUUCCUAUGGGCAUCAAACAAUCUCCUGACAUUGCUCAAGCACACAUUGAAUAG